AUGUGUUAUGAAGCUUCCAAUAAGGCUGUGCAGGACUCGUACUCCCCUAGGUUUGAACCUUACCUAGAUCCAUCGCAGUGGCCAAGUUAUGAUGGAGAGUUCUUCGUGCCCGACUUGUCGUUAAAGAACAACACACGAGGAAGAAGAAGGACAAGAAGGUUCAAGAACGACAUGGACAAAGCAUACAAAGGCUCAGCCAACCGACGGAUGGAGCACUUUCCGGGGUUGGAGGAUUUCUACGAGGAGAAGCACCGGGCCCCACAGAUUGCCAGCGGAGAGCGCUUGAAGACCCUUCGAGUAAGAGGUCACACGGCGCACAUACUAUUCGACGACUGGUACGUCCCGUACCUACAGCGGGCGAAGCUCUUGGCGUUCGUGACCAUGGCACAGCGACCGGUGCCUCUGUACAACGCCGCUGCUCUGACGGCCCUAGUGGACCGGUGGCGUCCAGAGACACACACCUUCCACCUACCGUGCGGGGAGCUGACGGUCACUCUGGAGGACGUCGCCAUGAUCCUGGGUCUUCCUAUCCGGGGUCAGGCGGUCACAGGUGACACAGCGUCGGGGAACUGGAGGGAGAGGGUCGAGGAGUACCUUGGUCUGGAGCCUCCAGUGGCACCUGAUGGUCAGAGGCAGACGAAGACAUCAGGGGUUCCUUUGAGUUGGUUGCGAGCCAACUUCGGUCAGUGUCCCGCUGAGGCAGACGAGGCUACAGUACAGCGAUACUGCAGGGCGUAUGUGCUAUACAUCUUCGGCAGUAUUCUGUUCCCUGACUCUGGUGGAGACAUGGCUUCUUGGAUGUGGCUGCCGUUGCUCGCGGACUGGGACGAGGCGGGUACCUUCAGCUGGGGGUCGGCUGCCCUAGCCUGGUUGUAA
Messenger RNA from Oryza sativa Japonica Group (Japanese rice), 876 nucleotides. NCBI's taxonomy places the organism in Eukaryota, Viridiplantae, Streptophyta, Magnoliopsida, Poales, Poaceae. The record is from RefSeq and is a predicted model, not a curated record.